AUGGCUAUUGAUCUGAUAUCAUCCAUACAAAUGUCUAAGAAUAAGAAUAAUAAAACCAAAUUAGAUUCAAUACAAGAAUAUUCUGUAGAAAAUUCUAUAUCAUCAACGAAUAAUGGUGGUGAUGAAACAUUGAAAAAUCCUGAUGAUAUUGUUCCAUUGAAUAUUUUGAAUGAUAAAAAAGAUUUUGACUGUGAUAAUAGUGUCAAUAAUCAUCAACAGCAACAAGAAUCAUUACCACAAAUACCUACACCACGAUCAUCAUCAUCAUCUUCAUCAUCUUCAUCGACUGUAACAGUUGAAACGAUUCCAUUACCUUAUCAUCAUCAUACAAGACAAAAUUCUGAUGAUAAUGCUGAUGAUGAUACUGAAAUUCUUGAAACGCUUCGUCAAAUAUUACGAAUGUGUACCAAAAUGGAUCGAUCCAAACGUAUAACAGCAAUGGAUGUUUAUGAAAUAUUAUCCAGGAAAUCCAAUUUAAUUUAUAAAAAUUCUCAUUCUUUAAAUAAUGAUAAUGAUGAUAACAUUAUAAUCGAUGGUUGCGAAUCUAAAUUAUGAUGAUUAAACGAAAGAAAAU
Molecule: messenger RNA, 574 nt
Organism: Dermatophagoides pteronyssinus (European house dust mite)
Lineage: Eukaryota; Metazoa; Arthropoda; Arachnida; Sarcoptiformes; Pyroglyphidae
Source: RefSeq, a predicted model, not a curated record